Megalobrama amblycephala (Wuchang bream) is the source of this 2641-nucleotide messenger RNA. It is a transcript of the gene smad4b, whose product is annotated as SMAD family member 4. The transcript has 12 exons. The record is from RefSeq and is a predicted model, not a curated record. Gene Ontology annotation, biological process: regulation of transcription by RNA polymerase II; transforming growth factor beta receptor signaling pathway; cell differentiation. Gene Ontology annotation, cellular component: heteromeric SMAD protein complex. Lineage: Eukaryota; Metazoa; Chordata; Actinopteri; Cypriniformes; Xenocyprididae. Gene Ontology annotation, molecular function: RNA polymerase II cis-regulatory region sequence-specific DNA binding; DNA-binding transcription factor activity, RNA polymerase II-specific; I-SMAD binding. Bases 371 to 1888 code for a protein of 505 amino acids.
AUAGUCAUAUGCAUUGCGUUAUUAUUUCCCUGCAGUGUACAAAGGUCUCCCAGGAGUUCUGUGCAUACAGAAAAUUUGCAUACUGUGUACAGCAGAAAGUAGUAGGACUGUAUACUACUGAGAACAUAGCGCUUUUUCAGUCAUGAAUCAAGAAGAGCAUCUGUGUGGGCGGGGUCAUGUUUACGCUCACCGCGGCGUCACUCGAGCGAUGACGUCACAGCGCUUACGUAGAGACAAUGUCCCUGCCUUUGCUCCAUGAAUCGCUGGUGUGGAUCACGUCACAACAUCAAGGUGUGAAGUCAGAAGCUCGAGAGGUUUGAAGGACGUUGAUUUGUUUGUUCUCGCAUGCGGUUGAGUGUAUUCCAGCAACAUGUCCAUCUCCAGCACACCCACCAGUAAUGAUGCCUGUCUGAGCAUCGUCCACAGUCUCAUGUGCCAUCGACAGGGAGGAGAGAGUGAGUCUUUCGCCAAACGAGCCAUAGAAAGUUUGGUGAAGAAGCUGAAAGAGAAGAAAGAUGAGUUAGACUCACUGAUCACUGCCAUCACUACGAACGGAGCGCAUCCCAGUAAAUGUGUGACUAUACAGCGCACCCUAGACGGUAGACUGCAGGUGGCCGGUCGUAAAGGAUUUCCUCAUGUCAUAUACGCACGGCUGUGGCGAUGGCCGGACCUGCACAAGAACGAACUGAAACAAGUGAAAUACUGCCAGUUUGCCUUUGACCUGAAAUGCGACAGUGUGUGUGUGAACCCGUAUCACUAUGAGAGGGUCGUGUCUCCGAGCAUCGAUCUCUCUGUCCUGACUUUGGGUGGCCCAGGUCCGAGUGGAGAGCUCAUGGUGAAGGAUGAGUUCGAGGGUCAGCCGUCACAUUCAUCUGCUGAUGGAGGUCAUAGUAUUCAAACCAUCCAACAUACUGCCACUUCCUCUGCUCCACCUGACACUUUCAACAGCCCCGCCCACCUGCCUCCAGCUGACUCCGCAAGCUCUGCCUCCACUUCUGCAUUCACCAAUAUGGCUGCCGUUCCAACCAAUGCCCCCAGCUCAUGGCCCAGAGGAAGUAGUUUCCCCCCCAGCAUCCCCCAUCAGAACGGCCAUCUGCAGCACCACCCUCCCCUGCCUCACACGGGCCAGUACUGGUCUGUCCACAAUGAGCUGGCGUUCCAGCCGCCCAUAUCCACACAUCCAGCUCCAGAUUACUGGUGCUCAAUUGCGUACUUUGAGAUGGACAUUCAGGUGGGCGAGACGUUUAAGGUGCCCUCCAACUGUCCCGUCGUAACGGUGGACGGUUAUGUGGACCCUUCAGGUGGAGAUCGCUUCUGUCUCGGUCAGCUGAGUAACGUGCAUCGCACCGAGGCCAUCGAGAGAGCCAGGCUUCAUAUCGGUAAAGGUGUUCAGCUGGAGUGUAAAGGAGAGGGCGACGUGUGGGUGCGCUGCCUCAGUGACCACGCUGUGUUUGUCCAGAGUUAUUAUCUGGACCGUGAGGCUGGACGAGCUCCGGGUGAUGCCGUCCACAAAAUUUACCCCAGUGCCUACAUCAAGGUGUUUGAUUUGCGUCAGUGUCACCGGCAGAUGCAGCAGCAGGCGGCUACGGCUCAGGCUGCGGCGGCUGCGCAGGCGGCUGCGGUCGCUGGAAACAUCCCGGGCCCGGGUUCUGUGGGGGGAAUCGCCCCUGCUAUCAGUCUGUCUGCUGCGGCAGGCAUCGGCGUGGACGACCUGCGGCGUCUCUGCAUUCUGCGCAUGAGUUUCGUGAAGGGCUGGGGUCCCGAUUACCCUCGCCAGAGCAUCAAGGAGACCCCGUGUUGGAUCGAAAUUCAUUUACACCGGGCCCUUCAGCUCUUGGACGAGGUUCUGCACACCAUGCCUGUAGCCGACCCGCAACCUCUGGACUGAUGUUCGAACAUUUAUUACCUUUACAUUACAGUGCAUAUAGCUCAAAAUGACUGACAUGACCUCUGACUUUAGCCAUGGCAUCUGGCAUAAGAUUGAAAACCAGCAAUACAUCAAAUAACACUAACACUGUUAGAUCAAACAGAACUGUUCAGCGAAAUGACCCUUUUUUUUUUACACCUUAACGAGACCUUCACUUUUGAUGUUCAAACAAGAAAUGGACUCAUUCAAAAUGUUUGGAGUGGAGACAUUUAGAAAUGUGUAUUAUAUUGCAGUGAAUCCAGUGUCAUGAGUUUGGAUCAGUCAGAUCUAUACAGUGGCCACAUACACACUGCAGCUGUCACUCCUCUUCAGAGGUGCAACACAAGAUGAACCAUGUGCAAAAAAAAAAAUCUGGACUUAAUUUAUACGAUGUAGUUUUAUGAACAAUUUUUGUUGAGCUUGUCAUCCAUCAUAGUUCGUAAAACCAUUUUCCUUUAAAUUAUUGCAUUAAAUUGAAUACAGUAAUUUAAAUAAGAAUGGUUUUACGAACUAUUUACUGAGAAAUUCCUGGUCACGUAAGUUAUUGCUCAAAUCAUUGCAGCAAAUUAGGUAAAUACUGUAUGGUUUCAAAAACUAAACAGCUUCUGUUUCAUGAUGGUUCAUACAGAAAUUUAUUUAGUUAUACAGAAAUUUGGGAUUGCGAGUUGAAAAGUCAAAAUUGGGAGAUAUAAACUCACAGUUGCGUGAUAAGUCCCUCACAAGUCCAAUUGUAAG